AUGACGAGAUCCUUCUAUUUUUGUUUAUUCUUCUUAUUCAUUUCUUGGAUAUCAAAGCUAACCACAAGCUAUCAUCUCUCCACAAAGUCUAGAUGGAUCGUGGACGAGAAAGGCCAAAGAGUGAAGCUAGCAUGCGUGAACUGGCCGGCUCAUCUCCAGCCCACGGUGGCCGAAGGGCUAAGCAAACAACCAUUAGACUCCAUCUCCAAGAAGAUUGUCUCAAUGGGAUUUAACUGCGUUAGGCUUACUUGGCCUCUUGAUUUGAUGACUAAUGACACAUUGGCUCUUAAUGUUACGGUUAAACAGUCUUUUGAAAGCUUGAAGUUGUUUGAAGAUGUUCUUGGGAUUCAAACUCACAAUCCCAAAAUACUUCAUCUUCCCCUUUUCAAUGCAUUCCAGGAAGUGGUGUCGAACCUAGGACAAAACGGUGUAAUGGUGAUACUAGAUAACCACUUGACAACGCCAGGCUGGUGCUGCGGCGAGAAUGACCUCGACGCCUUUUUUGGCUACCCUAAGUUUGAUCCCACCGUCUGGGCCAAGGGCUUGGGGAAGAUGGCUACUCUUUUCCGCAAUUUCACUAACGUCAUUGGCAUGAGCCUUAGGAAUGAGCCACGUGGUGCUAGAGAUUACCCUGACCUCUGGUUCAGGCAUAUGCCACAAGGAGCAGAAGUAGUGCACGCCGCAAACCCUAAAUUACUAGUCAUCCUAUCCGGCAUCGACUUCGACACAAACCUCUCUUUCCUCCGUGACCGUUCCGUCAACGUCAGCUUCACCAACAAACUCGUCUUCGAGCUCCAUUGGUACAGUUUCUCCGACGGCAGAGAUUCAUGGAGAAAACACAACUCUAACGAUUUCUGCGUCAAAAUCAUCGAAAAGGUUACACACAACGGAGGAUUCUUGAUUGGGAGAGGCUUUCCUUUGAUCUUGAGUGAGUUUGGGACUGACCAGAGAGGCGGUGACAUCAGCGGGAACCGGUAUAUGAAUUGUUUGGUGGCUUGGGCAGCUGAGAAUGAUUUAGAUUGGGCGGUUUGGGCGUUAACCGGAGAUUAUUAUUUGAGAACCGGUAAAACGGGUUUAGAUGAGUCUUAUGGCCUUUUGCAGGCCAAUUGGAAAGACGUCAGAAACUCUACCUACUUGCAAAAACUCUCCGGAAUCAAACAUGCCUUUAAAGGACCCGGAUUGCGACCCAACAACAACAUUCUCUUCCAUCCAUCAACAGGACUCUGCGUCACCAAUAAUCCCUCAGACAAUUUACCCACACUUGGAUUAGGACCAUGCCCUAAAUCCGACCCAUGGACCUUUAAUCCCCAAGAAGGCAUUCUUUGGGUCAAUAAAAUGUGCGUGGAAGCUCCAAACGUUGCUGGACAAAAGGUGAAGCUUGGAUUUGGCACAAAGUGUUCUAAGUUGGGACAAAUCUCAGCUACUAAGAUGCAUUUGUCGUUCAAGACAAGUAAUGGUUUAUUGCUAUGUCUUGACGCGGACGAACGUGACAACAGCGUCGUCGCUAACCCUUGCAAGUGUUUGACCAUGGAUGCUUCAUGUGAUCCAGCGAGCCAAUGGUUCAAAGUUCUUUGAAUUCUAUUUUCCAUGUUUUAUUAUUGAGAAAAUGUAGUUGUAAUCAAGACUGCCAUUUGAGCAUAUUCAAUUAUUCAUCAUAAAAAAAAAGCUAAAAAACGUUAACAGUAGUGGGCUACUGCGAUUAAAAUAGUAAUGGGCU
Molecule: messenger RNA, 1717 nt
Organism: Arabidopsis lyrata subsp. lyrata
Lineage: Eukaryota; Viridiplantae; Streptophyta; Magnoliopsida; Brassicales; Brassicaceae
Exons: 4
Coding region: 1-1575 (524 amino acids)
Molecular function (GO): hydrolase activity, hydrolyzing O-glycosyl compounds
Source: RefSeq, a predicted model, not a curated record